CCUGGAUAUUUUGGAUAUUAUGACGAUUUUUACGAGGAAUACCCGUACUACAACUCUAGAUACACAUAUCUCUAUCAAAAGUUUGAAGACUUUCAGACUCUACUCCGGUUCAAUGAGUGAUGCAAUCGUAGUCAAAUCACAUGACAGGACUUCUUAGCGUAAACGUAAACUUAAUAGAGCACUAGCUAGAGUGGAUUUGCAAACGGAUCUACACACCCUAAAAAAUUAAGGAAACUCCCAAAAUUUGGCAAGUUUCUCCUUUAAAAGUGGGGGGUGAGUAUGCCUUGCUUAGUCUGAGUGAAAUGAAAGGCUUGCUGCUUUUUUGUUCAAUUUUGCUACUUCAUAUCCAUCUACAGGCCAGUGACGUUUGUAAUGAAGAUUAUGAUGUAUCUUACCUGUUCUCAAAACUGGAAGAAGCUCUUAUUAGCAACAAAACAGGGUUGGAUCUACUGAGACAAAGUUAUAUGGUCGCAGACAAGGUUGAGAUUUAUUUUAAUGUUCAGCUUGAAAUUGUAAAUGGAACUAACCUCUCUAACACUUGUGUUGAUUACUACUAUCUUGAUUACGGUUUUGACACAUUCUGUCCCUCAAACUCCUCAGACUACCACUGGAAGCUCUGCUACCUUCCUUAUGAGUAUGGUUACAGCAAUAUUUUACAACUGACAUUCAGUCCACAGACUUUCAGUAAGAGAGAGGCAGAAAGAAAAAAAAUCAACACUGAUGCUGCAAUCUCAUGGCUGUCCUUGCUUCAUGGAAACGCACUUAGUUCUCUAUUUCCUCUCAUAUUCUACCCAGAUAUUGAACCCUAUGAUGAUGAUUAUGAUGAUGAUGAUGAUGAUGACUACCCUCUUUAUGUUUCAAUGACACUGGUAAUGGACACUCUGGACUGCAAUCCACCAAUUCCUAUGACACAAUGUGCUUUAUCUGAGUUACUCAGCUGGAUCAAAGUGUAUUCAGAGUUUGGAGGAAAAUCACACACUUUCAGAAGGGAUCUGUGA
Molecule: messenger RNA, 998 nt
Organism: Geodia barretti
Lineage: Eukaryota; Metazoa; Porifera; Demospongiae; Tetractinellida; Geodiidae
Source: the annotation of a GenBank genome assembly